CGACGAUGAGCGACUGCGACGACCUCCUGCGCAUGUUCCAGAGCAUCACGACGACGGACCACGACGCGCUCAUCGCGCAGUUCGGGAAGCUGCUCGCGCUGGAGCCCAAGACGAGCGCCUUCUUCCUCGAGUCCUCCAACUGGAACGUGGAGACGGCGGUCAACAUGUACCUGGCGACGACGCCGGCGCCGAUCGAGGACGAGCUGCCGGUGCUGCCCGACGCCAAGUUCUUGAGCGACCUCAGCGCCGCCCAGAACGCUGUCUUCCUGCCGCACCAGCAGAUCACGUUGCACCUCAUCUUCCAGAACCCGGGCCCGGUCGAAUGGCCGGCCAACACGCGCCUGGCCUUUUAUCAAGGCGUCCCCUUUGGCGCCGGCAACGACGUGUACAUUGGCGCGAUUGCGGUCGGCGAGCAAACGCAGGUCAACAUGACGACGACUCUGCCAGGCGAGAGCGGUACGCACUAUGGCACGUGGCGGCUCAUGAGUGACGGCCUCGCGUUCGGCGAUCCUGUCUGGGUCCUCUUGUCCGUCGCGGGCGAGGAUCGAAAGGACCAUCGCAUGGACAACGGCGACCACGCAAUGGAGGUCGACGACGAGAUGGACGUCGGUCAGCAUGCGUACCACGACCAUGCGCAGCCCGACAUGGAGCUAUAGCGUCGUCCUCGUACACCCUUUUUAUGCGAACGCACCAUUUUUACAUUUACUUUUCUC
This is a messenger RNA of Saprolegnia parasitica CBS 223.65, 713 nucleotides long. RefSeq lists its product as hypothetical. The transcript has a single exon. Lineage: Eukaryota; Oomycota; Saprolegniomycetes; Saprolegniales; Saprolegniaceae. The coding region runs from base 6 to 656 and encodes 216 amino acids. The record is from RefSeq and is a predicted model, not a curated record. Gene Ontology annotation, molecular function: protein binding.